AUGUGUAGGUGGGUGGUUGAAGUGGUCAAUGGUCGUCUCAAACGCGACUUCAAACUGUUUCGCCAAGAAUUUUUUAAUAAAUCUGCUAAGCAUUUAAUGAUCGAUUUUCGGAACGGCUGUGCCUUAACAAAUAAAUUGCACCCACUUAUUGAAGACAUACCAGAAGCAGCAGAAUAUUUGGCAAUUGCGAUGCGAGUGAAUCGUAGUGCUGCUGCUCCUCGAACUGUCAUUUACCUGGACGAAACUUACAUCCAUGCUUCGUACGGUGUGACCAAAUGCUGGAAAAGUGAAGAUGAAGAAGGAGUUCUAUCUUCCGAUGCAAAGGGAGCUCUCUGGAUAACAAUGCAUGCUGGAGGG
This is a messenger RNA of Brenthis ino (lesser marbled fritillary), 357 nucleotides long. The record is from the annotation of a GenBank genome assembly. NCBI's taxonomy places the organism in Eukaryota, Metazoa, Arthropoda, Insecta, Lepidoptera, Nymphalidae.